This is a messenger RNA of Heterotrigona itama, 984 nucleotides long. Lineage: Eukaryota; Metazoa; Arthropoda; Insecta; Hymenoptera; Apidae. The record is from the annotation of a GenBank genome assembly.
AUGAUUAUCCGAAAAAGGAUUUGGCCUCGCACUUUAAGUGACUUCUUUUCUAUGACUUUUAUAUUAAUAAUUAUACCAGUAAUAUAUUGGUUUGAAUUGUGGGUGGUUUUACCGGCAGUGCACAAAUAUGGAUCAUUGCCAUAUAUUUUGCAUUUUUUUUUUGGAAAUUUUAUCAUGUUAAAUAUAGUUGGAAACUUCACUUACAUAGUAUUUUGUGAUACUAGUACUAGAAGAGAUAUUAUGCCAAUAAGUGCUGCAAAUACUAAAGAUGGUUGGAGAUUAUGUGCUUCAUGUGAAACUCUUGCACCUCCACGUUCAUGGCAUUGCUCUACAUGUAAUAUAUGUAUUUUAAAGAGGGAUCAUCAUUGUAUUUUUACUGGAUGUUGCAUUGGUCAUUAUAAUCAUAGAUACUUUAUCAUGUUUGUGGUAUAUUUAUUUGUAGCAACAACAUAUAGCUUUUGUUACAACAAUUUCUUUAUUUGGAAUAAGAUGCAUUUUGAAUUUCCUAUGUCACUUAUUAAAAUCAUCUUUCCUUUAGCAAUUUUUAUUUUUGGAUUUGAUGAUUCUAUAAAUCAGUUUUAUCUCAUACUAUAUAUUGUAUCUGCAGUAGGAAUGUUGUACACAGGAGUUUUGUGUAUUUAUCACUUUUGUCUAAUAUUUAAUGGUAAUGUAGCUAAUGAGAGUUGGAAACAAAAUUUAAAGGAAGUAUUAGGUGAUCGAUGGUACCUUACGUGGAUACUUCCUUAUAUAAAAUCUCAACUACCCCAUAAUGGUAUAAUAUGGGAUACAUCAAAUUCAUGGCUAUAUACAAACUCCAAAAAUGCAACAUAUAACACGACACAAAUGCUUAUGUCAAAAAUUGUAAAAUCCCAUCCAGUUUUCUUAUUAUUUGUAUAUUUACUUAGUACUAGUCUUUCUUGUCUUAUUUUUAGUUUAUUACUAUUAUUACCAUUAUUAUUCUUAUGUGUUUUGACUGAAUCAUAA